Molecule: messenger RNA, 2416 nt
Organism: Engraulis encrasicolus (European anchovy)
Lineage: Eukaryota; Metazoa; Chordata; Actinopteri; Clupeiformes; Engraulidae
Gene: ccn1l2
Product: cellular communication network factor 1, like 2
Exons: 6
Coding region: 448-1707 (419 amino acids)
Biological process (GO): signal transduction; cell adhesion
Cellular component (GO): extracellular region; extracellular matrix
Molecular function (GO): heparin binding; integrin binding
Source: RefSeq, a predicted model, not a curated record
CUGGGUGGCACUAGGAAACUGAGGGAGAGAGAGAGAGAGAGAGAGAGAGAGAGAGAGAGAGAGAGAGAGAGAGAGAGAGAGAGAGAGAGAGAGAGAGAGAGAGAGAGAGAGAGAGCUGACCGGUGCACAUCUCUGUGCACUCUCACUUAAGACUUCCAAACCAGAGCUCUCCUUACCACAUGCUGUUCACACACUGACCAACCAGCACAUCGCUGCGGACACAGUGGAGAGACACAGACACUGACACUGUUAGAUAGUACAGCACCAUUCUCAACACUAGACUUGUUUGGACACAACCACAUGGGUGAAGCUUCUUGAUCUUGAUUGAGUGGAUUUAUUAUUUUUGAACAAGUCUGAAACUCUGGGUCACCCAAGUCAUCGCUUGGAUCUCUACAUUACAUCUGGACGAUUUCAUUUUUUACUUUUUCGUCAGCAUCAAACGGGGAAAUGUUUGCCUUUGGGAAUUCGGUGUGGGCUGCACCCAUCAUUUCUUUAUUGCUGUUAUAUGCCUCAGCAGUUGUGGUGGAGGGUUCCUGCCCAGCGCAGUGCUCGUGCCCUCCCGUGCCCCCCUCCUGCCCGCUGGGCGUGAGCUGGGUGACGGACGGCUGCGGCUGCUGCCGCGUGUGUGCGCGGCAGUUCAACCAGGACUGUGGCCCCGAGCUGCCCUGCGACCACAUCAAGGGACUGCACUGCCACCUGGGGGUGGGGGGUGACCCGGAACGUGGCCUCUGCAGAGCUCAGGCGCAGGGUCGUCCGUGCGAGUUCGCCGGCCGCGUCUACCAGCACGGCGAGGACUUCCAGCCCAGCUGCCAACACCAGUGCAGCUGCAUGGACGGGGUGGUGGGCUGCAUGCCCCUGUGCCCGCACCACGUCCCCUUGCCCGACUGGCGCUGCCAGAGCCCCCGUCUGGCCAGCCUGCCCGGACGCUGCUGCCAGGAGUGGGUGUGUGACGACAGCAACUACAUCAGCGAGGAGCCGCGAGAUGACCAGCUGCCGCAGCCGCACCACCAGCAGCAGCACCAGCAGCAGCAGCAGGAACGGGCCGCCGGGAACACACAAGAGUCCUCCUUCCCCACAAACCACAUCAGCACGCACCUCCUCCCUCCCACACACCACCACCAGCAGCAGCAGCAGCAGCAGCAGCAGCGCUACGGCUCUGCCGGCAUGUCUUCAUUCCAAGAGGUGCUGUCUCUCCCCGUGACCCGUGUGAUCGUCCCCGAAAUGACCUCCACCUGUAACCCUCAAUCCACUGGGUGGUCAGAAUGCUCAGCCACAUGUGGCUUUGGCGUCUCCAGCCGAAUCACCAAUGAGAACCCAGAGUGCCGCUUGGUCAAGGAGACGAGGCUCUGCCAGAUUCGGGAGUGUGGUGUUACCGCUGCCAUCAAGAAAGGGAAGACGUGUCGUCGCAGCUCUCGUCCCCGUGAGGCGGUGAACAUUACGGUGGCUGGGUGCACUACGUCACGGCAGUACAGGCCGCGCUCCUGUGGCUCCUGCUCUGACGGACGCUGCUGCUGGCCCUCGCAGACCCGCACGGUGAGCCUGCGCUUCCACUGCCCCGAGGGGGAUACCGUCAGCCGAGACGUCAUGUGGAUCCAGCGCUGCCGAUGCGGCCGGAGCUGCCCGGUCUACUCCUCCGCAGAGCAGCAACCCUCCGUCAGUCUGCACAAUGACAUCCACGUCUUCCAGGGAUCACCGUGGAUGGACUAGCACCAGCUACUUGUAAUUGGGGACCACUGUCACCCACCGUCCCACCUCCCAUCUCCUCGCCCCCAUACAGCCCUACACAUAUAACCCCUCCCCCGAUACCAAAAUCCAGUACUGGAUGGGUUCAAGGGCAAACGUGGAUAACUCGGGUUCAGAAAGUAAAAUGAUCCACCUUAGUUUCAGCCAAUUCCCUGAACCAGUUGAUUCGGAUCAGACGUGUAUUUAGACGACCUAAUAAUCAAUAUCACCUACGUUGACAUCACAAUCUAGGAUGUUUAUGGCAGAAGUUCUGUUUCUUUCUCUUGUUUUGUCCACCUCUGGCUCGGGAGCUAGAGCUCUGUAUCUCCCUUACCCUGACCAACAAAGUGUCUCCAUCAACGCCAACUCCAUGAGACCAACCGCUCAGGAUAGCGUAUAGCAUCUUGUGUGGUCAUCUUCUUCUGCACAGACUAUACCAGAGCGCUUGUCUUCGUCUAGUGUCAAGCUCUCCCAUCCCCUUCUCUUUCUCUCCCUGUCAAACCCCCCCCCCCCCCCCAAAAAAAAAAGAAAAGAUGUUUAGAUGAUUGCUUGCACUUUAUGCUUCCUACCAUUUGGGAAGGGUCUUCCCUCCCUCGCCUUUUGUGGAAUGUUCGCAAUAUGGAGUCAUACCAUCUGUAGCUGGACUCUGCACUCACACACACACUCACACGUACCCAAACACACACACACACAC